This is a messenger RNA of Salvia splendens (bonfire salvia), 1527 nucleotides long. RefSeq lists its product as uncharacterized. The transcript has 4 exons. NCBI's taxonomy places the organism in Eukaryota, Viridiplantae, Streptophyta, Magnoliopsida, Lamiales, Lamiaceae. The record is from RefSeq and is a predicted model, not a curated record. Bases 1 to 1527 code for a protein of 508 amino acids.
AUGGAAGAAAAAUCGAGAGCCCAUAUGAGUUCCUACACGAUUUCUGCAAAAUAUGUGGAAUUUAGAAACGUCCAGCUGGAUAAACUGAGGACUGGAUACACUGAGGAUGACUACAGACUUAGGGUGAUCCCUUUUGCUUUAAAAGGAGAAGCCGAUACUUGGUUCAUGAGGCUACCUCCCAACUCCAUCAGAACUUGGGCAGAUUUCAGAUCCCAGUUUUUGGAUUACUUUUUCCCUUCCACAAGGACCAAUGCUCUGAAAAAGGAAAUUCAAGGAGCCCAUCAGGAUUGCGAUGAGACUCCGAGUCAGUAUUGGAGUGGGUUUAAGGGGAUGUUGGAUGCCUGCCCAAACAACCACAUGGUGGAGGCAGAAAUUUUCAACAAUUUUGAUAAAGGCAUGACACCCGUGAGCAAGGAUCUGAUGAAUUCCUCAAGUGGCGGUGAUUUCUCAAAGUUAAAGGUAGAUCCGAACACAGCCCAACAACCACCACUGUCGAUUACCUACCAACAACCUCCAGCAGUGAGUUAUCAGCAGCCACCAGCCAUUAGUUAUCCACCACAGUCAGAAGGGCAACCCCAGUGGCACAUUGAUGAUGUAGUAGGGGAUUUGAUGAAUUCUCAGCAACACAUUCAGGGAAAUAUGCAAGACAAUAAUGAUCUAGUGCAUAAGAUACAUGAUGCCCAGCAAGAGCAGAAAGCGGCUAUGGAUAUGCUAACUAAGAAGCUCUCCCAGAUGGACACAACUUUGAAUAAGAUACGUGGACAUGAUGGUCGGAUCCCUGCUACUGUCAAAAUGCCUGACCGAGCCAACAUUAGCAAAAUCACUCUGAGCUCAGGUAAAGAUUAUGCUGAACCCUUGGGAAGAACAGAUGAGGGGGAUAGUAGAGAGAACAGUGAGGGAACUCUUUUAAAGGAGGCAAGAGGAACAAGCAAUGCAGUCAAGCGCCUGAAACCUUACCCAUACAGGGGAGAGCCCAAAAGGUUUAUCAAGGACUUCAUAGCUGGAAAAGCUAAGGCCGAUGGGAAGAUUGUGAUUGGAGAAAGUGUGUCUGUUGUAAUCCAGAAGAGGAGACUUCAUUCCAAGAGGACUGAUCCCGGGAUGUUUACCCUACCCAUCAUUAUUGGAGAUGUUAAAAUUGAGCAUGCUAUGUGUGAUAUGGGGGCUUCUAUUAAUGUGCUACCCUUCUCAGUUUACAAGAGGUUAACUGGAGUCAGCCUGGUAGAUACAAAGGUUUUCAUUCAACUGGCGGACAGAUCAUGCAUUAGUCCUGAAGGAGUACUGGAGAAUGUAAUAGUAAGGGUCCAUGAUUUCCUUUACCCUGCAGAUUUUCAUGUGAUCCGUAUGAAUGAGUUUGAAGCUGGUGAGUCUAGUGGAGUAUUGUUGGGGAGGCCAUUUGUACGAACGACCAAAACUAUAAUCGAUGUGAGCGAUGGCACAAUCUGCUUAGAUUACCAUGGGGAGAAAUUUACAUUUAAUAUUGAUGAAGCAAUGGGGAAACCUCUAGACACUGAAAAUAACAUUCCUUAG